Messenger RNA from Manduca sexta (tobacco hornworm), 2697 nucleotides. RefSeq names its product long-chain-fatty-acid--CoA ligase ACSBG2 (gene bgm). NCBI's taxonomy places the organism in Eukaryota, Metazoa, Arthropoda, Insecta, Lepidoptera, Sphingidae. Bases 451 to 2523 code for a protein of 690 amino acids. Gene Ontology annotation, cellular component: membrane; endoplasmic reticulum. The transcript is spliced from 16 exons. Gene Ontology annotation, molecular function: long-chain fatty acid-CoA ligase activity. The record is from RefSeq and is a predicted model, not a curated record.
CUCAGACGCGGAUCACUGCUUCGAUGUGGCGAGCACUUUGCGCCCGUCUUAACCCGCGAAAAAUUUUGCUGUUUACCAAGUUUUUGCAAACAGUGAAUUGAACUUUAAACUUGAGCUGUACGUGGUCGCGCACUAGGGCAAGACGCCAGUUGGCGGCGGUGCACGCGUCGUCUCGGUCGUAGCAAUUCAUAAUUUUACGUCUAACUUCGACCUACACAGGGUCAGACAUCGCGAUAUAACUGUAAUAACAUUUAUUUAGUGGUCUUGUCUACGGAACGUUUUACCGAAUAUGUGCAAUGAAUAAACAGUGUAGUUUUGCAAAGUGGAAUACACGAUUAAAAAUAACGAGGGGCCUUGAAAAAUAAUAAAUUAAAUUUGAACCUGUUUUCUUUUUAGGAAAACUCAACGGUCAUUGUGGAAAACGGCGAAGAAAUAAUAAAAGUCAAUAACAUGCAAGUACCCAACGGUGUCAGUCAACAAAAAUAUAUGGAUGGGCCGGAUCAGGUGAUCCCAGCUAAUGACUACAUAUCAUGCAGCCCUGGUGGCUACGUGAAGCUGAGGGUAGAACCUCGGGGUUUGGCUGCAGAGCCGCCGAUCUCUGUUCCCGGGCUGUUAAACCGCACGGUUACGAGAUACCCUGACGCUACUGCCUUAGCCACAAAGAAAGCAGACGGAAAAUGGCACAAAAUAACUUACAAACAAUACCAGGAACGUGUUCGAAUCGUUGCAAAAGGAUUUUUGAAACUAGGUCUUGAAAGAUUCCAUUCUGUGGGAAUUCUCGGAUUCAACUCAGAGCAGUGGUUCGUAGCGGACCUCGCUGCUAUACACGCCGGAGGGUACGCUGCUGGCAUAUACACUACCAACUCGGCGGACGCGUGCUACCAUUGCCUGGAGUCGUCUAGAGCCAACAUCUGCGUGGUCCAGGACAAGAAGCAGCUAGACAAAAUCUUAUCAGUGCGGAACAAAUUAGCAAAUCUCAAAGCGAUUGUACAAUGGGAGGGCCCCGUCGACAUCUCUGUGCCUGGAGUUUACAGUUGGGAGCAGGUCGUGGAAAUGGGUAAGAAGGAACCCGAUACAGAGCUCAACAACAUCCUUAAAGGUCUUGCAGUUAAUGAAUGUUGUACGCUAGUCUACACCUCCGGCACGGUGGGCCCGCCGAAAGCUGUCAUGCUGUCGCAUGACAACCUCACGUGGGACGCGUUCUCGAUCGGCGAGCGUUGUCGCGAUCUGCAGCCGACUCGCGAUCGACUGGUCUCCUUUUUACCGCUCAGCCACGUGGCGGCGCAGGUUGUAGAUAUUUACACCACUCUAUCAAACGCAGUGCCAGUUUUCUUCGCGCAGCCCGACGCGCUGAAGGGAAGUCUUGUAGAAACACUCAAAGAAGUGCGACCGACAAGAUUCUUAGGCGUACCUCGUGUUUGGGAGAAAAUGUAUGAAAAAAUUAUGGCGGUGGGAGCCCAAAGUGGUCCCUUGAAACGCCAAAUCGCACUGUGGGCUAAGGAAAAGGGAAUGAAGUAUCAUUUAGCAAGAAUUAAUGGCGCGUUAUCGGCCGGGAUGUAUGGCCUUCCGAUUGAUUUCACAAGUCUCGAAAUGAUGUGGUUCUGGCUGGAAGGGUCAUCGCUGGGCUAUAAGAUGGCGAAGUCGUUGGUGUUCGACAAGGUGCACGACUCGCUGGGGCUGGACCAGUGCAAGACAUUCGUGACAGCCGCCGCGCCGCUGUCGCCCGAUGUCAAGAAGUUCUUCUUGUCGCUGGAUAUUCCGAUCGUGGACGCAUUCGGCAUGAGCGAGGCAGCUGGUGCACACACGCUUAGUAUAUACCCCAAGUUUUCUCUAGACUCGGCGGGAGAACUUUUAGAAGGAACUGAAACUAAAUUCGGUAACUCAGUGAGUCCAAACGGCCCCGGUGAGAUUAUGAUGCGCGGGCGCCAUGUGUUCAUGGGCUAUCUCAAUGACAUAGAGAAGACGCGCGCUACCAUCGACGAGGAGGGCUGGCUGCACUCGGGAGACAUCGGCAGAACCGAUAGCAACAAUUUGCUUUACAUUACUGGAAGGAUAAAGGAGCUAAUCAUCACAGCGGGCGGUGAGAACGUAGCGCCGGUUAUCAUCGAGCAGGCGGUCCAAGCUGAACUAUUGCAUGUCGGGUUCGCUGUGCUUAUCGGCGACCGACGCAAAUUCCUCUCCAUCCUCCUCACUCUUAAGUGCAAAGUGAACUCCGAGACGGGAGAGCCUAUGGAUGAGUUAGAGACAGACACCAAGAGAUGGGUGGCGAGCCUCGGCAGCAACGCCACCACCAUCAGCCAAAUAACCAGAACGAAGGACGAGGCCGUGUACAAGGCGAUAGAGGCGGGCAUUGCGCGCGCCAACAAGCAAGCCAUCUCGAAUGCGCAAAAAAUUCAGAAGUUCGCCGUCCUGCCCGUCGACUUCUCCGUCUCCACUGGCGAAUUAGGUCCAACGCUCAAGAUCAAGAGAAACGUGGUUUACGAGAAAUACAAAGACAUCAUAGAAGACUUUUACAAAGAAUGAUUUACCACGUAGUUCCACUGGUUAGGGAAAGGGUUAUUGAUAAUAAAUUAUUAUAAUUUUGUUAUUGCUCAACUAGGGGCUAGCGCGGAUUCAUUGUGAUUGUUAGUACUUUACGAAAAGGUGUAAAUAGAUUAUAUUUUUGUUACAAAAAAAUAUAUUAUUUUAUAAAAAAAA